Molecule: messenger RNA, 763 nt
Organism: Salvia splendens (bonfire salvia)
Lineage: Eukaryota; Viridiplantae; Streptophyta; Magnoliopsida; Lamiales; Lamiaceae
Exons: 3
Coding region: 184-525 (113 amino acids)
Source: RefSeq, a predicted model, not a curated record
CCUUUUCCACUCUAAGAUCCUUUUCUCUUCUUAAUAAUAGCCAUUAGAUCCAUCCAAUCAACGGACCACGUUAAUCCUAAUUAAUUAUUUCCGCGUUGCAUUAUAGCUCCUUUCGUUGUGCAUUAUGGGGGUAAUUUAGUAAAGUCCCUAAAUUGGAACCGCCUUUUGUUUUGGGAUGUGCGGAUGUCACGGGAUUUGCAAUCUUCCACUCUUCAGUUUUCUCCCAUUUACUCCAGCCGACUCCUCAACUCUCCCACUCCUUCCCCUCUCUCAACCCUACUUACAUCCGCCACAUUUCGAAUUCCACAGCCUCCGCCACCGAUUUGCGUCGAUUCCACUCCACCGCAGUUACCGCUGCCACAAAAUCGACCGGCGUUGUCGUGUUUGCACGCCAUAUUCAACAAAUCGAGCAGAUCAAAAAUGACAAAAAGAGGUCGUCCCCGCGCGCAAGCAUCGCAGGAAGCAGAGAAGCGGCUAAGAUCAGACAUUGACGAUGCAGUUGACGAGAAUUGUGGUUUGGAGUGAGUUUUGGUUCGGCUAUAGGGAGAUCUUGGUUAAUGGGUAAACUGAUAUUCGGAUAGAUGUUUCAAUUUAAAACUGUACUUUUUCGCAACUUAAUAAGUGCGUUUGGAUAUUAGCUAAUGAUUUAGAUUUGGGUAAAUUGUUCGUAUUCAGCAUUAUAGAUUGUGCAUUGUGUUUUAUAAUCUGUGCAUUACUCCUUUUUCGACUGUCAUUAUUUGCAAUGUAGUGUUCGUUACGAUAA